Messenger RNA from Triticum aestivum (bread wheat), 2769 nucleotides. Its product is annotated as receptor like protein 21. The record is from RefSeq and is a predicted model, not a curated record. Gene Ontology annotation, molecular function: protein binding. The transcript has 5 exons. Bases 1 to 2769 code for a protein of 922 amino acids. Lineage: Eukaryota; Viridiplantae; Streptophyta; Magnoliopsida; Poales; Poaceae.
AUGGGGAUCAUUGUCUCUGGUCACAUUUCUGUUAUUACAGUCCAUGGUUCACUUGUCCUCUGCCUGCUCCGUGGAGGAGAGGGCUGUCCUGAUGGACAUCCGGUCUUCACUGAGGAGAGCACACUCCAUGGAUUGAUUGGACUACCCAGGCUUCGAUAUCUUGACCUCAGUCUCGCUUCGCUUGGAGGGGGUUCCCUGGAAUUUAUCGGGGCAUGUGUUUCACUGGAACUCUUAGCUCUCAACAACAACAACAUUACUGGAGGUUUUCAAGAUGCAGCUUUCAAUAAUCUUAGAAACUUGCGAGAACUGAGUAUGUCUAUGAGUGGCCUCAACGGAAACCUCCCGGCAUCGCUAUUUGCCCUUCCUCACCUGAAGAUCUUAGAUCUCUCACAAAAUUUAUUUGAUGGGCAUAUUCCAAUUAGUUCGUCGCCAGGACCAAUCUCACUUGAAGUCUUAGAUCUCAGCUAUAAUGACCUCAGUGGAAAUCUCCCGGUUACAGCCUUUAAAAACAUCAGGAACUUGAGUUUGCUUGGCAGCGGAUUUCUCCCUGUCUCAUCAAUAUUUGCACUUCCUCAUCUGAAGUUCCUAGAUCUCUCAUACAAUAAUUUUGAAGGAGGUUUUCCUGUUAAUUUCUCUUUGGAACCAGUUUCACUUGAAGUCUUAAAUCUCGAAAGUAAUAACAUGAGUGGAGCUCUUCCGACCGAACGAGCAUUUGAAAAUCUCCAGAACCUGCGAGAAUUGUCUUUGGGUUCCAAUCAAUUCAAUGGAAACAUUCCAGCAUUAUUGUUUUCUCUACCACAUAUUGAACUGCUGAAUCUCUCAUCAAACUUCUUCAGCGGACCAAUUCCUAUAAAUCCAUCUUUGAAUAUUUCAUUGUCACUUAAGAGUCUUCAGUUUUCCCAAAACAAUUUGAGUGGUAGGCUUUCUUUCACUUGGCUUGGAAGCCUCACAAAGCUAGAAGUAAUAGACCUUUCAGGCAAUGCUAACCUAGUUGUUGAUGUCAAUAUUCUUGGCGGGACACCUCCUUUCCAGUUGAAACAGCUAUUGCUCUCUGGUUGUGAUCUUGACAAGAGGAUUAUUGCAGAACCACGGUUUUUACGCAUGCAACGUCAUUUAGAGGUGCUUGACUUGUCCAACAAUAACUUGUCAGGUAGCAUGCCAAAUUGGUUGUUUACAAAGGAAGCAACACUACAAGAACUGCAUCUUGGAAAUAACUCGCUAACUGGAUCGCUACACCCAAUAUGGCAUACCCAAUCUUCUCUCCAGAUUAUCGACUUACACAUGAACCAUAUCACAGGACAGAUGCCAGCCAACAUCAGUUCAAUGUUUCCAGCGUUGGAUGUUCUGGAUUUUUCUAAUAACAACUUCUUUGGGCACAUACCAACUUCGUUGUGUGAGAUCCGGAUCAUGGUAAUUUUAGACCUAUCAAAGAACAAUUUUUCUGGGGAAGUUCCAGCUUGUGUGUUCACUAAUUAUCCCUUACUAAUGACCUUAAAGGUCUCAAACAACAAGCUUGGUGGUCUGAUUUUUGGUGGGAUGAAUAACCUGUCCAUUAUGUUGGAACUAUACCUGGAUGGUAACAAAUUCGAAGGGACAGUGCCUCGUAAUCUCUCAGGAGGGCUUUUAAAGGUCAUUGAUUUGCAUGAUAACGAGUUAUCUGGCAAACUUGAUACAUCAUUGUGGAAUAUGUCUUCGUUGAAAGUCCUGAAUCUUGCUGGCAACCGUAUAACCGGCAAAAUUCAUCCACAAAUUUGUGGCCUCACAAGCCUUGAACUUUUAGAUAUAUCAAGCAAUAAUCUUACAGGGUCCGUACCGAACUGCAGCUGCAUGUUGCUCCACUUCCUUAACCUCUCUGGGAAUUCCUUAUCUAGCCAUAUCUCUUAUCCCUUCUUCAACAUAUCAAGUCUGAUUUCUUUGGAUAUCAGAAACAAUCAGUUCGCAGGCAACCUCCAUUGGAUACGUUAUCUUGAUAACAUUAGGCUGCUUUCCUUGGGCGGAAAUGAGUUUGAAGGGCAGAUCACUCCAAACUUGUGUGAACUCCUGCACUUGAGGAUAAUUGACUUGUCUCAUAACAAGCUUUCAGGUUCAUUACCCUCAUGUAUUGGUAAUUUCUUUUUCAAAGGUGACACGGACGAUCAAAUGUUUCAUUCAGUAUAUGGGGGUUCAUUGGACUCACUUGGCAGUCCUUAUGACUUGAGAGGCUUCAGCUUUACUACCAAAGGGAAUCUGUACACAUAUGGUCAAAGUUUCUUCGUUUCAAUGUCCGGCAUUGACCUAUCUGCGAACAUGCUGCAUGGAGAAAUUCCUUGGGAGCUAGGAAAUAUGAGCCAUAUAAAAUCCCUUAACCUGUCAUACAAUUCCUUUGUUGGCCCGAUACCGACCACCUUUGGCGGCAUGGAGGAGAUAGAAAGUUUGGACCUCUCACACAAUGAGCUGAGUGGACCAGUACCUUGGCAGCUAACGCGGUUAUGUUCAUUGGGGGUGUUCUCUGUGGCAUACAACAACUUGUCAGGAUGUAUACCGAACUCUGGUCAGCUUGGCUCAUUCGGCAUGGACAGCUACCUAGCCAACACCAACCUCCACAUGAUUACACAGGGGAACAUGUGCACUCCUGGUCCAGAUCCCGUGGCGGAGGAAGAUGUGGGUGAGACGUCUGGUGACCCAAUCCUAUACAUCGUCAUGGCUGCCGGGUUUAUUUUGGCAUUCUGGGCCACCGUUGCCUUUUCAUUAUUCCAUCCGUACGGGAGGUCUGUAAUAUUCAAGCUGUAG